CCCCCCCCCCCCCACCAUCCCUUGGCCUAGUCUUUUUUCUUACCUCUUCCGUCCACAGCAAUGUCAAAGGAGGACUCUGAUUAUGUUACAUUCGUGGAAGAAGAUGGUCGCCGUGAUUCGGGUGAAAACAAGUUGGAGCAGGGGCUCAAGCGAGAAAUGAAGGCCCGCCAUAUUGCUAUGAUUUCCAUCGGCGGAACAAUAGGUACCGGUCUCUUCGUUGCCUCUGGAGGUGCCAUUGCGAAAGCCGGCCCUGCCGGUGCCUUACUCGCUUACGCCUUCAUGGGGUUCACGGUCUUUUGUAUCAUGACUGCGUUGGGAGAAAUGGCUACCCUUAUUCCCGUCAGCGGUUCUUUCAAUCACUACGCUUCUCGGUUCGUUGACCCUGCCCUUGGCUUUGCAUUGGGUUGGAACUAUUGGCUCAGUUGGGCUAUCACAAUAGCAUCUGAGUUGGCUGCAGCAGGUCUCAUCAUAGGCUUUUGGAAAGAAAUUAUGCCGACGUACAUAUGGGCUCUGAUCCUUCUUGCCAUCAUCGUUGUAUUCAACAUGUUUGGAGGAAAAGGUUACGGUGAAACCGAAUACUGGCUCUCAUUCAUCAAGAUUGUCACUGUCAUUAUCUUCAUCCUUGUCGCAAUCCUCGUCGCAGCUGGAGCCGUCGGCGGAACUACAUAUGGCUUCAAAAACUGGAGGGAUCCCGGAGCCUUCAACUCUGGGGCACCGUUCAACAAUGGUUUUGCCAACGUCCUCAGCGUCAUGCUUGUCGUUGGUUUCUCGUACAUGGGCACUGAGCUCGUCGGUAUUGCGGCUGGAGAAACUGCCAACCCAAGAAAAGCAGUCCCCGUUGCCAUAAGAAACGUCUUUUGGCGUAUUCUCCUGUUUUUCCUUUGCUGUAUUUUCCUCAUUGGUCUUAUCAUUCCAUACACCGACCCGAACCUGCUCGACGCCGCAGCCGACGGCAACAAUGCAGCCAUCGCCCCGUUCACCAUUGUCUUCCAACGCGCCAAUAUUGGCGCGGCUGCCAACAUCAUGAACGCUGUAUUGUUGACUGUCAUCAUCUCUGCAUCAAACUCUGCCUUGUUUUGUGGGUCUCGUACUCUGAUGGCUUUAUCUCGCGAAGGAAAGGCUCCACGUAUCUUCAGCUGGGUUAAUCGAUGGGGCGUUCCCAUCCCUGCUGUGGCAGCCACCUCCGUAUUCGGAAUAUCAGUAGCCGCUGCGUCGGUGUACGGUUCUGCAGAAGUGUUCAGCUGGGUUCUAGGCUUUUCUGCCGUUACAGGAUUUAUCUCUUGGGCUGGCAUUGGUUUCACCCACUACCGCUUCAGAAAGGCAUACGUAGCGCAAGGAAGAGAUGUUUCCCGGCUCCCAUACAUCGCAUGGGCCUUCCCCUUCUCAUCAUUGUUCGGAGGUUUUGUCUGCGCUGCCAUUACAUUGGCCUCAGGAUUUGAGGCCUUCACACCGACAUUUAGCGUUGUAACAUUCUUCAGAAGUUACAUCAAUAUCGUCCUCUUCAUUGUAUUGUGGGUUGGUUACAAGCUCAUCAUGAAAACAAAAGUUGUUCCAUUGCUCGAGUGCGAUUUUGACACUGGUAUCCGCUGGUUAGACAAUGAGCCGGAGGAGAAAACUGUAGAACCAGAUACUUUGGGUGGAAAGGUCAAAUAUCGUGGAAAGCGAUUCCUUCAACAAUUCAUUGCGUAGAUUGAUGUAAUUGGGAUGUGUAGAGCACAUUCUAAGACUGUAAUUUUGGGUAUCUCUUAAGGUGUAUUUAUUUGGUGUUGUACAGAUAUGCAAUCCUUAUAUAGUUUUGAACAAGAAAUUGUGUUUAUUCUUGGAUGCUGAAUAACUUUUGUGUAGCCUCUGCCCCC
Messenger RNA from Spizellomyces punctatus DAOM BR117, 1856 nucleotides. RefSeq lists its product as uncharacterized. The transcript is spliced from 5 exons. Gene Ontology annotation, cellular component: membrane. The record is from RefSeq and is a predicted model, not a curated record. NCBI's taxonomy places the organism in Eukaryota, Fungi, Chytridiomycota, Chytridiomycetes, Spizellomycetales, Spizellomycetaceae. Gene Ontology annotation, molecular function: amino acid transmembrane transporter activity. Gene Ontology annotation, biological process: amino acid transmembrane transport. Bases 61 to 1689 code for a protein of 542 amino acids.